GUGCCAGGUAAUUGCAUGCACGGUAAGCUCGGAAGCAGAGAGGGUUAAUUGGGAAGAUUAAACACCGAAGUCAUUUAGUUUACUUUGGAAAUCGUUGAGGUCGCUCGAUUCGCCAAUUGAGUUUAGUUUUUCGAUUCAUGGCGUGGCCUUGAGCUCUGUGUGGUGUGUUGAAGCUCUGAUUUGGUUGUCAAUGGAGGCUGCUCUGAUCGUUAACAAGACUCCUGGCGAGUCAUAUUCAAAAGGACACAAAAGGAAAAAACUAUCUAACGAUGGAGAUGGUAGUGGUAGCUCUUCUAAGGUUGUUGAUUAUUCUGAUCCAUUUGCCAUAUCCAGCUUCAUUGAUAAGUUAGAUUCUGGUAGAUAUGGUAGUGUGACAAAAGACAUUCAAGCUCUCAUUUCUCGGAGGCUUCAACUGCUUAGCCCUCAUUUGAAGAAGCAUCCUUCACUUUCAAGUGUAUUACUGGAUGGGAAAGAGGUCCCGAGUGAAGAUAAUUCAAGGGCACAGGAAUGUGUCGUUGAUUUGGAGGAUGAUAGUGUUACAAAUGAUCCUCCAACAGCCCCAAGGCCUGUUGUAAUUCUGGAUUCAGAUGAUGAAGACGAUGGAGAUAGCAGGUCAAUUUAUCCCUUCCAGAAGGUUGUCUUGCCAAGUUCUGCUUAUCCCUUCCAGGAGGUUGUCUUGCCAAGUUCUGCUGGGCAACUUAUGGUGGACGCAGCUAUUCACACCCAUGCUGACAGAGAAAAUAAUGAGAAGGCAAUCUGUUUGGCUGGUGAAACCAAUGAGAGAAAUAAAGGUGUUUUUGUUGGUGUAGAGGAGUAUGAUUAUAAUAGUCAAUCCAAGACUGAAGAUGAUGGUCUUGGAGACAUUUGGAAGGAGAUGUCAGUGGCACUGGAAUGUACUAAGGAUGUUGCUGAAUAUCCUUCAUCUGAUGCACACACUCAAGAAGAUGAAGAAUAUUGCGAUCAUUCUUUUGUUUUGAAGGAUGAUCUUGGCUAUGUUUGUCGCAUUUGUGGGGUCAUUGAGAGAGGAAUUGAGACCAUAAUCGAGGUUCAGUUUAACAAAAAAAAAAGUACACGAACACAUGCAUCUGAGUCACAGCACGCCAAGGGCAGAGAUUCAAAUGAGAUAGUUGGAAUUGAAUUAUGCGAGCAAGAUUUGAUGGUGACUGACAUCUCUGCUCAUCCAAGGCACAUGAAGAAAAUGAAACCUCAUCAGGUGGAAGGUUUCAAUUUCCUCCGAAGUAACCUGGUGUCUGAUAAACCUGGGGGCUGCAUCUUGGCCCAUGCUCCUGGUUCUGGAAAGACAUUCAUGAUCAUUAGUUUCAUGCAGAGUUUCCUUGCUAAAUAUCCACAAGCUAGACCGCUAGUGGUGCUUCCAAAAGGAAUUUUAGCUACGUGGAAAAAGGAGUUUCAAACGUGGCAGGUUGAGGAUUUCCCACUGUAUGACUUUUAUAGUGUGAAAGCAGAUGGUCGUACACAGCAACUGGUGGUCUUGAAAAAGUGGGUGGAGCAGAGGAGUAUUCUUUUCUUAGGGUACAAACAAUUCUCAUCUAUCAUUUGUGACAACAUAAAUAAUAAGGUUGCAGCUGCCUGUCAGGAAAUAUUGCUCAAAAGACCUUCAAUACUCAUUUUGGAUGAAGGGCAUACUCCUAGGAAUGAGAACACCGAUGUUCUCCAGUCACUGGCUAAGGUGCAGACACCUCGGAAGGUGGUGCUCUCUGGCACCCUUUACCAGAACCAUGUCAAGGAGGUAUUCAAUAUAUUGAAUCUUGUUCGUCCAAAGUUUCUGAAAUUGGACACCUCCCGGGCCAUUGCCAAGCGAAUUAUGAGUAAGGUACAUAUACAAGGAGUGAAGAAGCAUCUCAAACCUGGAGAGGCAGUUUUUUAUGACUUGGUUGAGCAUACGAUACAGAAUGAUGAAGAUUUUAGAAGGAAAGUGGCUGUCAUACAAGAUCUCCGGGAGAUGACGAGCAAGGUACUUCAUUAUUAUAAAGGAGAUUUCUUGGAUGAGCUCCCUGGACUUGUUGAUUUCACUUUAGUGCUCAACCUUAGUCCAAGACAGAAGAAAGAAGUUGAAAAAUUGAAGAAAAAAUGGGCCAUGAAAUUUAAAAGAAGUUCUGUUGGGAGUGCCAUUUAUCUGCACCCAAACUUGUACAAUGUCUCUGAAAAUUCCAACUUGAAUGAUGGGAAAAUGGAUGAAUUUUUGGAGGAAAUGAAUGUGAGAGAUGGAGUGAAAGCCAAAUUCUUCAUUACUAUGUUGAACUUAUGUGAGGCAGCAAAAGAGAAGCUGCUAGUUUUCAGCCAGUACUUAACACCAUUGAAAUUUUUGGAGAGACUAGCAGCAAAAGUGAAGGGUUGGGUAUUAGGAAAAGAAAUGUUCGUGAUCUCAGGUGAUUCGAGUUCCGAUCAGCGAGAGUGGUCAACGGAGCAAUUUAACCAUUCCAUUGAUGCAAAAGUUUUCUUUGGUUCAAUUAAGGCAUGUGGAGAGGGAAUUUCUCUUGUUGGGGCUUCUCGCAUUAUAAUCUUGGAUGUUCAUCUGAAUCCAUCAGUUACUCGGCAAGCAAUAGGGCGUGCAUUCCGUCCAGGCCAAAAGAAUAAAGUGUAUGCUUAUAGAUUGAUUGCUGCAGAUUCACCUGAGGAGGAAGAUCAUAGAACUUGUUUCAGGAAAGAAACUAUUUCAAAAAUGUGGUUUGAAUGGAAUGAGUACUGUGGUUAUCAAGAUUUUGAGGUGGAGGCAGUUGACCUGAAAGAGUGUGGUGAUCCCUUCUUGGAAAGCCCGCUGUUAGGUGAAGAUAUAAGAAAAUUGUACAAAAGGUAAAAACCCAUGUGAUGUAGAUGAGUUGCUGGCUGGGGACUUGAAAGAGGAAUGUUAAUUUUGUGAAAGCAGAAAAGCAUGGAAAUUUUGUGUUUUGUUUUCAUUUUGUAAACAUGAUAUUCAGCAGUGUCUAUGAUAAUCUUCUUUUUUUAUUUUUAAUAUUCUGUGAAGUUCAUGAUUGUAUUUUUCUUCUUGGGAGCAAAUUUGCAAGGGGUACAGGGAUCUAAGAAUCUUUAGACCUAUCUUCGCCAGAACUUGUAUUGUUGCCAUUAUGUAAGCAGUUUUUAGCCGUCUUUAAAAAAUUUUAGCC
Manihot esculenta (cassava) is the source of this 3122-nucleotide messenger RNA. RefSeq names its product protein CHROMATIN REMODELING 35. The coding region runs from base 191 to 2815 and encodes 874 amino acids. Gene Ontology annotation, biological process: gene silencing by siRNA-directed DNA methylation. Gene Ontology annotation, molecular function: ATP binding; ATP-dependent chromatin remodeler activity. NCBI's taxonomy places the organism in Eukaryota, Viridiplantae, Streptophyta, Magnoliopsida, Malpighiales, Euphorbiaceae. The transcript is spliced from 7 exons. The record is from RefSeq and is a predicted model, not a curated record.